GGAAACAAAUAUUUAACCGAUUAUGCAUCGUGGAUACUAUUGAGAUCUGAGAGCCUUGUUUAUUCAAAUGAAAAGAAAAAAAAUAAUAAAUAAAUAUAGGAAAAAACUAAACAUACGAAAUUUGAUUUUUUUUUUCCUUAACAUGAAAUUUGAAUUUAAAUAGAAUAUUAUAGCUGGAUGAGGUGGGAAUAUUUUACAUUAAUCAAUGAUUAGUAGCUAAGUAAUUGUGUAAAUGCAAAUUGCAUUAGAAAUGAUUUGAUUAAGGUAUAGUUGCCAGGUGUUAAUCUCAGUCUUGCCCCCAGGUUGUUGUUUAGAUUCAGAGAGAAAGAGGAGAAUCAUCAUCCUAGCUGUUUCCUAUUUGCCCAUUUCUCUCCAAUCAUCAUCAAGCAUCAAUCAGCCAUGGCAUUUUCUCUCUCAUCUUUCUCUCUCUAGACCCCAUCCCUUCCUCCACCUUCCCGCGUCGGCUCGCGCCUUUUCGUCUCGUGUGAUUCGGUUUUCGAACGAGUCAAAUCCCUAAAUCUCCUUCGAAUCUCUCAUGGCGAUCGUGACGGGAGAUCGAUACCUAGAGAAUCUCGAGAAGUUCCUCGAAGGAAACGCCGAUUCGCUCAUCGACGCCACCGAUGUCCUCAAGCUCAACCCCGCGGGCCUUCACUACGUUCAUCUCCGUCUCGAAUCUCUCCGCGAGGUCGAGCGUAUGCUCUCCGGAGCUCCCGUUGACUAUCUCCGCGCCUACGUCUCCGACAUCGGCGAUUACCGCGCCUUGGAGCAGCUCCGACGUAUCCUCCGCCUCCUCCCUUCUCUCAAAGUCGUCUCCUCGCUUCCUUCGCCGGCUCGUGAUCCCACGCCGCUCUCUCUUCUUCCGUUUGCUAGGCUUAAGGUUUUGGAGCUGCGCGGGUGUGAUUUGUCCACUUCGUCUGCUAAGGGGUUGCUCGAACUGAGGCAUACCUUGGAGAAGUUGAUCUGCCACAAUUCCACUGAUGCGUUGCGGCAUGUGUUUGCUAGUAGAAUUGCCGAAAUAAAGGAUUCACCACAGUGGAAUAAGUUGGUUUUCGUUUCUUGCGCUUGUAACCGUCUCUUGCUCAUGGAUGAGUCGUUGCAACUUCUCCCAGCUGUUGAGUCGCUUGAUCUGAGUCGGAACAAGUUUGCGAAGGUGGAUAAUCUUCGGAGGUGUUCCAAGCUGAAGCACCUUGAUCUAGGUUUCAAUCAACUUAGAAAAAUCUCUCACUUGAGCGAGGUAUCAUGUCACCUUGUUAAACUUGUUUUGAGGAACAACGCUCUAACUACAUUGCGUGGGAUUGAGAAUUUGAAGUCACUUGAAGGCCUUGAUGUUUCCUUCAAUAUUAUUUCAGACUUCUCAGAAUUGGAAUUCCUUGGGAGUCUUUCAUUCUUGACAGACUUGUGGUUGGAAGGAAAUCCGUUUUGCUGUGCUCGAUGGUACAGGGCAAAUGUCCUCAGCUACGUUGCUCGCCCAAAUGAUUUAAAGCUAGAUGGCAAACAAAUUGGGAAUAGAGAAUUUUGGAAGAGGCAGGUUGUUGUUACCCGUAGGAAAACACAGCCUGCUAGCUAUGGGUUCUACUCUCCCGCUAGAGAGGAAGCUGAUGAUGAAGGAAGCUUCAAUAGAAAAAAGUCACAGGCGAAAAUCUACCGGCUCGCGUCUAUUGACACUGAGGAAGAGAGCACUUAUGUAAAUUCUGACCAAGAGUCUGCUUCAUGUGAACUCGAGACUCAAAGCAAAGAGGAGAAUAUCAAGUCCGAUCACGAAGAUGAUAUCUUUGGUCUAAUAAGUAAAGUUGAAAAGUUGAAGAAAGAACGUUCGGUUCUUUGGCUGCGAGAGGUUAAGGAGUGGAUGGAUCAUCCGUCAGAGGAUUUUGUGGAUGUCAGAAAAGACGGCUGGAGUAUUGAUUCAGAGAAAAAGUACUACACAAAGAAUGGAAAAAACUCGAAGCAUCACAAGGAAGCAUUGAGAUAUCCACCAGGGCCUUUACCAGGUUUCCAAAUUACAGAUCUAAAUCAGAAGGAUCAAGCAUAUCUUCUUGAUGGGAAGCCAGAUGAAAAAGGAAACAUGUCAACAUUGGAUGCUACUCACGAUAUAACAGGAUCAUUUUCACCCUCAACAUAUAUGCAAUCACCCCCUCACUAUCAAAAGGAUGUCUUACACCGACGUCAUAACCUGGUGGAAGAAAUCUUGCAGCUAUCAGCAGAUUCUUACUCAGUAGCAUCGUCUGAUAGCUCGAGCAGCUGCAGUGAAAAUGAAAAUUAUGACUCUGAGCAAUCAAACCCUGAACAAGAUAUGUUGGUGGAUCAUCUUAAUGAGAAUAGCCCCGGCGAGGAGAUUCUGGGAUCUGAAAAAGGCACAAGCUUGCUUGAUUCUCAACCAGAAAAAAGUAGCAUAAUAAAGACUUGGAGGAUAGAUGAAUCGUUCAAAGCAAAGACCAAUAAUAUUAUUUCUGGACUACAUAAUAGUGAGCUUGCUUCCGGUGUUAAUCAUAUUUAUAAUUGGUUUGACAAAAGGAAAAGCAAGAGGCAGCCUAAAAAGAGAGUUGUUUCUCUAUUGGUGGAUAAUAGUGUCAUAAGUAGCGGAGAAACAUCUCAUAGAAGUGAUGCUGAUAUCAGUGAUUCUGGUGAAGAUGGGUGUGUUUCUGAUCAUUUGCAAGAAGGUUCAUUGACUAUGGGUUGUAAUAGUAAGAGAACUACUAGAUUUUGGGGUGCCGAAAAAACCCCUGAAGUAAUGGGUGGUUUAGUGGACGAGUAUAUUACAACAACGCUGUCAGAUUCCAGCAUUGAUGAGACUUGUAGGAUUUACGUAUGUUGUGAUUGUGUACUACGGCAAGAAUCCACCUACACGCAACAGGAAGUAGUGCUGCUGCGGAGUAGCCAAGAUAAAUUGUGUGUGCUGUUCGUGGAUGUUUCUACUGAUUCACAAGAUAGAAAUUUAAGUUUAUUGUGUUCGCAUGCUAUAAAUGAUAUACAAGAUGUCUCAGUUGGGCUAGGACUUCAAGUUGUGAGGCUACGCUUUAAGGAGGGCACGGAGUACAUUUUCAAAACAGAGAGCAUCGAGAAAACAACAGUUUUACUCAAUAUCACUAAAGUGUUGGAUUCUCAAGCUACGGAAUCUAAAUGUUUGGGAAGUUUGGAGAAUAUUCAAAUGGAAAUGUUUGAGAAAGAAAUAUGUGGUGGUUUAAAGUUGAGUAUAUUCCAGUACAGUGUUCUCCAUUUUCAGAGAAGCACUCUUGGAGAGGUGUCAUGGCUUCCACGGUCACUAUUUGUGGUAGAUGGACAUCUUUUCAUAUGCAUUGAAGACUUCAGGCUGCUGAGUUCUCUGCCAAAGGAUACUUCUUCGGCUCCAUAUUUCUCACUUGACUCGAGCUGCUCCAUCUCCGACAUUUUUGAGAUGGCUAUUGAAUCCCGGGGAAGCUCAUGCUUGUCACUGAAGAUCAAGCAGAAGAAUUCCACAUUUCAAGCCAGACCAAACAGAACAGCGACUUCAGCAACAUGGAAGCUCAAAUUAUUCAGCAUCGAGUGUGUACUCAAAUUCGUGUCUCUAGUCAAAGGACUUCACCCGGAUUCACCAGAACUCCCGUUGCUCGUAAGGCAUUUGGGUUAGAUAUAAGUCGUAAAGUUACUUUUUAGAAAGUGAGAAAAAAUGCCUCCUGCAUACUCACAUAAUGUUCAUAACUUCAUAUUCAUUUGAUUCAGUUUGUUCCCAUGUGUUUUGAUUCAUCUUGUAUAAAGCCCUUGGGGUAUUGUGGCGUGCUCUGAGUGAGUCUGAUUGACAGAUUCCUUCAACCGUUUCAACAUAUUCUUUGAUUUGUA
Messenger RNA from Brassica rapa (field mustard), 3813 nucleotides. RefSeq lists its product as uncharacterized. The record is from RefSeq and is a predicted model, not a curated record. Gene Ontology annotation, cellular component: cytoplasm. Gene Ontology annotation, molecular function: protein binding. Lineage: Eukaryota; Viridiplantae; Streptophyta; Magnoliopsida; Brassicales; Brassicaceae.